Molecule: messenger RNA, 498 nt
Organism: Linum tenue
Lineage: Eukaryota; Viridiplantae; Streptophyta; Magnoliopsida; Malpighiales; Linaceae
Source: the annotation of a GenBank genome assembly
AUGGAUGCUAUCAAGGUGGUGGGAAGCAUAAGAAUGACGUUGGCUUACCUGAAAUGGGGAUGGGAUUUGCUGCUCCACCUCUCCUUCUUCCACCACCGCCACCACAACUACAGCUACAACGACGAAUUCAACUACCAGCAGCAGCCGGCCCAUGACCAAGUCCAAGAGUACUACGAGUCUAACGACGUCGUAUCAGCAACCGCCGAAGAUCUACGGCAGUCCUCGGAAUGUGCUGUGUGCUUGUCCAAGGUGGAACAGGGCGAUGAGAUACGGAAGCUGACUUGUUGUCACGUGUUUCAUAAAGUUUGUCUCGACAGAUGGUCGUCGCAAUCCUUCACGAGGAGGUCCCCCACGUGUCCACUAUGCCGUCGUUCUUUGAGCAGUACUCCGAUAGCUAGCCGGGGGAGCGCCGGUGGACCGGGAGUGGUGCUCUUUGAUAUCUCUAGUUUUGUUUCCUCCGAUCAUGACACCGGCCGCGACAUGUGGUGGCUCCGCUAG